AUAGUUAAAAGAAAUGUAGUGGAGUAUUUGUACUUUGGUAAACGUACGGUGUAAAAUACCAAUAUCGGGACUGGUAUCGACCAUAGUAUCGACCAAAUGUGGACGUUACACCACCUCAGUCUCAGAAGUACACAGAGUUUUCUCCCAACAGCUCAGAGCGAAUUUCUUUUAUUUUGGUGACCCAGCCACCCGUCUUGUGUUUCCGGUUUCCGCGUGCCGCGUUUGAGCAGACUUGACGCAGCUGUGUUUGAGUGCAGCCAGUGCUGAACUGUUAUGAUGUGUCAAUAAGUUAAAAAAAAGAAAGAAAGGUGGACGACAUCAAUGAUGAGAGGCCCGCUCCGGUACCUGAGCAGGAUAUCAGAGGUCAUCGUCAUUGCAUGACAAAGGCAGUGGCAGACUCAUCUUCAUCACUCAUACAGCAUUUCCAUAGUUUCAUCUUCAGUGCGGUAGUACCAUGAAGGGUGGCGGAAGGGGUAAGGAGCCACCUGUUAUAGGAGAGGUCGCUGGCAAGCGCCCCAAACGUAAAUGCCUUCAGUGGCACCCACUUCUCUCCAAGAAGGCUCUGGAUUUCUCAGAGGAGGAGGAAGAAGAUGAUGAGGAGGAGCUGGAGAAGCAGCCAUUGUUGUGUGGCCAGGACCAGGGCCCGCAGAUGGAGUGCGGCAGCACGACAGAGGACAUGGAGGAGGACUCGAAUGAACAACGAGCACGGCGGCCAAUGAAUGCGUUCCUCCUCUUCUGCAAACGCCACCGGUCUCUGGUGCGGCAGGAACACCCUCGCCUGGACAACCGCGGGGCCACAAAGAUCCUGGCUGAUUGGUGGGCUGUGCUGGAGCCCAAAGAGAAGCAGAAAUACACUGACAUGGCCAAGGAGUACAAGGACGCCUUCAUGAAGGCAAACCCAGGCUACAAAUGGUGUCCCACCACCAGCAAACCAGUGAAGACUCCUUCCUGUCAGCCGGUCAGCAGUCCCCGCAAAAAGGUCUGGUCCUUCUCUUCCAACACGUCCAAGGACUCCACCACUGCCAAAAAAGUGCCCAAAACUGACAGCACGCCACAGUUAAACUUUGCCAUGGCAGAUCCUACAAAAAUGGGAGGCCUUAGCAUGCUGCUAUUAGCUGGGGAACAUGCCCUCACAAACAAGGAGAUCCCUUCCAGCACUAAACCUAGUUUACCUGACACAGCCAGUGAAGAGAAGUGUUUCCCUGGGGAUAAGGAAGAGAUGCUGUCUGGAGCAGUCCCGAACAGUGAGCUCGACGUUACUGAAAGCAAGGUCAAGUCUGCCCUUUCUCCUCUGGCAGAGUCGUCUCAGUCUACAGCAGCUGAAGGAAAACCAUGCAGUCAGUCAGCUCUCUUCCAGCUCGCUGAGAUGUGCUUAGCUUCUGAAGCUGGAAAGAUGGACACAGCUGUGUCUCAACCGGAGGACAGCUCAUCUGAAGCCUCUGUCCUGCAAAAUGCACCGAAGCCAGAGAUCAAGGAGGAGAAACCAGACCCUAGCAACUGUCCUCCCUCUUCUCACACUGCAGUCCCCUCACCCUCAAUCUCCUCUGUCACUUCUACCUCCACUGAUGCCAUUCCCCAACAACUCAGCAGCCAAAACGCAUGUGUCAAAAAGAAGGGCAAGAAAAAAGAGGCGACCAAAUCACUCGAUAACAGCGAGAGUCCUUGCGCAGCAAAGAAGAUCUUCAAAAAGCCUAGUAACGCAGAAUCAGACGUGGAUAGUGUUUUUAAUACGAUUGAAGCUGUGGCCAAAGGGGCAUGGAAGGACACGGAGGAGAAGCCCAAGAAGAAGAUCCUAGGCAGUCCCAGUGGUGGAAGCGCUGGUCUUCCCAAGAAGAAGAGCAGGCCCAAAGUCAAGGCCUCUGUGAAAGAAAAGGAGGAGAAGAUGGAUUCAGACAGUGGGCCGUGUGGACAGAACAGCUCUCCUGAGGUGGAGAUGAAGGAGGAGAUGACACACGAUAGCCCCAAGACAGAAGCAGAGCAAGCAAGUAUGGAAAGCACAGAGCUUCAGGGCAGCGUGGCAGAACCCCAUCACUCCUCCGGCGACUCUUCACCUGCUAAGCUCCAAGAGGAAGACAAGGGAAAGGAGAGGCAGGGUGAACUGACCUUUGAGUCCAGCUUGGAGAGCCGUGGCUCCAGGAAAUCAGAACGGAGCUGUAAAGGAGCCUUGUAUAAAACUCUAGUUUCUGAGGGGAUGCUUACAUCACUGAGAGCCAACAUUGACCGAGGUAAAAGAGGAGCUUUCCGUGCGUCCGACGAUGCAAACUGGUGUGAUGACAGCUGGGCUGUUGCACAGUUGGGACCUAAUAACCCCAAGAAGCUGAAGAAGUCCAAGUCCAAAGAUGAAUCUACACCGGGCCUCGGGAAACUGGAGGAGGAGUUUGAAAAGAAAUUUAACAGCCUACCACAGUAUAGCCCGAUGACAUUUGAUAAGAAGGGCACGACUGUGGCAAAGAAGAAGAAGACUGACAAUGCCGCUGUUCAAGAGGAAUCCUCUAAAGUCGGAAAAGGGCCAUCUCCAUCUCAGAAAAAGACUUCAUUCCACAAGAUUGUUAGGAAGCACAAACACAAAAAGGAGAAGCCAGGUGCAGUGGACAAAGCGCUGCAGAGCGACUCCACCGUGCUGGAUUCAGCUUCAAAAGCCAAAUCAUGUGCCCCUGUUGCCACAAUGUGCCCAGACGCUCAGGGCACCACUAGUAUGGAGAUGCUAGUUGGUAGCCAGAAGAGGAAGGCGAGGAAGACCAAGAUCACACACUUGGUGCGCACAGCCGACGGCAGUGUGUCUCCAGCUGAGGAGGAUAAAAUGAGGGACCUGAACCAGGAACAGGAUAAGAAGCCAUUACACCAACCGAAUUUAUGCAAUGAAAAAGGGUGCUACAGUAAUCCUGACCCAGAGGAGGCGGAGAGGAACACCCUAUCACAGGAGCUACCUGCUUUCUUUAGCUUGGCAGCCCUUGCCGAGGUAGCAGCCAUGGAAAAUGUUCACAGAGGACAGAGAGGCUUGGCUGAGAGUCAGAAGAAAGAGCUUACGCAGACUCCAGUCCUCAUCUCCUGCGCUGACCAGUGAAGCUCCACUGCUCCUAUGAGAGGCCACAACCUGGACAUUGGCAGUGGAGCUUUACUUUCCUCUGUGGUAAGCCCACACUGAAGGGAGACUUGAACAGGGAGCUUUGGACAGACUCCUUCCUCCUUGUGGUGAAUUUGCUUGAGCUUGGGUUCACGUGGGGGGAAAGAGAGACCUCCUUCUUCUUCUCCUCCUCCUCCUCUUCCCUGCUCCUCGCUAUCUCAGUGUUUUCCCUGAAGCCUAUCUUUGGUUUGAGGCAGGAUGGCUUUUCUGAAGUCCUCAAUCCCUGUAGAUGCUCCGUUAAGGCCUGUGGAAGAACCAAGCUGUCCCGUAGUGCAUGGGUUCCCCUAUAGCGAUGGUUGUCAUGGGUUUUCUUGUACACUGUUCUGUCAAAUAGAGGCCAUUUUAAAAGGGUCAAGUCUUGCAAUUUAAAUAACAGCAUUUUAGUUAAGAAAUUACCUGACAAUGCAUUUCGUUUUCUAGACGAACACAGCUUGCUGUCACCUUUUUACCUCACACACAAGCCUACUGAAGAGUUCCCUACACCUCCGGUAGAAUACCUCUGUAUUUGAAUAGCUCUUAUCCCUUCCAUUUCCCCUCCAGCUUCAGCCCAAAAUGACUUUUAACCAGGGUAAAUAAUAAUGAUGGAUAGGCGUCCAUUACCAACUACUUGCUUAGUGUUUCCCGUUGGUGCACUCGUGCAGUGUAUCCAAACUACAAAUCAAUUAUGGCUGAGUAUUUGAUAUGUAUGUUAAGAUGAUCCUACUGUCAAACAGUAUGUGGUAGCUAGACAUAAUUGUGUUUGACUGAAUGCUUAAGAAUACACGUGUGCAUACCUUUGCAUCUGAACUAGAGUUCACUAUGUUCCCUGUCCAGCUCCAGAAACACUAGCUUGGCUCAGAAACUGCUUCUUGUGAUGGGGAGAUUGUGUGAAAGUGAUUCAGAUUUAGCCUUAACCCUCCCUCUCUCUGCCACCACUAAGCCCUCAACCAGCUUCUUCCUCAAUAUUAUCACAGUCCAGAGUCGAUGUCAUUUUUUUUUUUCAAAUAGUGAAAAUGCAGUUUUUUUGUCAAUACUUGAUCUUAUUGCUGUUUGCGUAGCAGUUAGAAUGGUCAAUUGCCUCUGUGUGCGACUUAUUUCAGAUUUUUGGUUUUUGUUUGUUUAUUACGUAAACACUGCACUAAUUUGUAGCUGAAGUUUGAGUUGCUCUGGGAAGGGCGAUGAAAUGCCUUGUCUCCACCACUGUUCUUACUCUCAAGCCUGUCUCAGUAGUGUCUUCAGUGUCCUGGCUAAAGCCAGCCCACAAGCACAAUGUUAAAGAUCAGGAGUUUGUCAAUGUAAAUGAAUUGAUUGUUUUUACGUGAAGGCUUUUAUUCGAAUGUCUCAUAAAAUGAGCAAUUUGUUUGAGAACGCAUAAAUAUUAUUGUUCGUUUUUGUGCAUAAACAAAGUCUCGAUAUAAUGUGCGGAAACCAGCUAUGGUUCCUCCAAGAGCUAAUGGAGACAAGGCAUUUAAUAAUAAUUUCCCCUUUUGUUUCCUAUUAGCCUUUUGAGAUUUUAUUGCCAAGUAAUGGUCUACGCAGAGGUCCCUUUUAAUCAAUACUUGUAGUUGUUUAGCUGCAUCUCUGUGUUCUGUAUGUUUUGGUCAGAACGAUUCACAACACAGCUUUCCUCCAUUUGCACAUACACUUGUGUCACUGAUCCAAAUCACUAUUUUUCGGUGUCUCUUGGUUUGGAGGUUUUCUCUUAGUCACAUAAAUAUACAUUAUUAUAGUGCUUUGCUUUGCGCAGUGGCACGCCAUUGCUGCACAGUGCAAGCCAUUGAAAAUGAUGACUUUCCGAGCACAGUGGUGCUAUUGUCGCAUUCUGAAAGGGCCAUAACGCAGAGCUACAGACUGCCCAGCAAUAUCAGUCACCUCUGUACAUCACAGUGUCCUGCUCCUCUGUGUAGACCAAUACUGAACCCUGAUGGCCUGUUACAAAAAUAAAAAAAAAUGUUCCUCAGUUUAUGUUAAGAGGACACAAAUGUCUUCAACAGGCCACAAGGGUCAACAAGGGUGAUCCCAUUUUAGAUUCGGUCACAUUUCUAAACUUUUCUAGCUUUUUCCUUUUCCUCUCGAUUGUUCCUCUGUGCAUUUGUGAUGCUCUUUUAACUCGCUCCUCUUUAUGAACUUCAGAGUUGUUGUUUUUUUUAGUUUUUUAUUCCUGAGGUCAAGUUUACUGGGUUAAGACUGUUUGUCGAAAAAAAAACAACGAUGAUAGCUCAUAGGCGAUUACUGCGCGCCUGACCCCCGCGAAGCAAAGCGAGACCGAACGCGGGCAUGUCCACACAGUGAGCUUGUCCUUUCACCUCCGGGGGGAGAGUGCUUCACAGCGACUGCGUCACCGUUUCGCCGAUUCGUGUUAGGAUGAGUUAAGCGAGUGCUUCAGUACACUUAAUGACAGGACCAACGGAUACCAAUAAAAUGGGUCUUAGAGAACUCGUGCAUCUUGAAAAAGAGUAUUUUUCUUAAAAACCAGUGCAUUGCUACGUGGCAAUAGUGUUAUGUUCAUGUAGGCCCUUGUUUGCAAAUAUUGCAGCACAUACAAAAAAAGCUAUAGUUGCUUUCUAGAUUUGUCUUUAAAUUCUAAACUUAAGUGCAAGUGUUUUCCCAGUUGUUAUGACAGUAUGCUUUAUGAUAAUCUAAUAAUAAUAAUAAACAGCAUAUAUAUAUAUAUAUAUAUAUAUAUUUUUAUUCAGGUGAUAUAGGCAUAAAUGAGCUUCUAACUUCCUCUCUAAGCAUUUCUUUCAUCAGUCAGUAUAGUUGAAAUCGCGGCACAACAGCUGUUGUAUUUGACGGACUAUUUUGUCAGUGGUUAUAUAAAAUCUUUUGAAUUUUUUUUGCAGCAGCUUGGAAGCAACUGCUGACCAAUGUGUCAUCUUUAUUGGAUCAGUACCUAUUUCAUACUACGUCCCAUUGUCUGACACAGAGGCGGAGAAAUUGAGCUACAUUAUAGUUUUUCUCAGCUGCUUUGGUAGAUUUCAAUUUCAUACUUCAUUUUGGGAAUCUGGAUUAGAUGAACCUCUGUACUGAACUAACGAUAGUUUAGAUAGUUUAGAAAGAUGAUAGUUUGUUGAAUUUAUGAAAUUUAAGAACAACAAAAAGAAAACCGUUGACAUUUAAUUGCCGUUUAUAAAACGCAAAAUUAUGCAGAGCUAGUGCUACCAUUGUUUGUGGCAAAUUAAUGAAAUUAAAAGUAAAGUAGUUCAAACCUGCCUGGCAUAAAUAGCUAUGUGAAUCCAAAAGAUGGACAGAAUCUUUGGCUCAGACGUUGGAUGUGAUGCACAACAUAUUAAAAGACUUUUAUUUAUCGCCUCGAUUUCUAAAAAAAAUAGUUUAAACUUACUAGGAGCCACUGCAGAGGGGCUGAAGAGCCACAUGUGGCUGAAGAGCCGCAGGUUGCAGAACCAGUCCAUCACAGGGCCCCAGUAUAAUACAUUCUGUAAAGUAGUUGAUAAUGUUGGAACAGCAGUACAGAAUUUAUGGCAUAAAGAUGGUUGAGGAUUUAAAUUGUGUUCUGAGAAAUGUGCAAAAGCGGUUGAGAAAAACUUCUUACGUGAGCACUGAGAGUUUGGGAAGAAGCAUAAAGGGCUGGAACCAGAUGACACUCAGCAGAACUCAAAUACGACGCCAUGAUGUCACGACUAUGAAUCGUCGUAUGAUGUCAUCAACGGGAGUUUUCAGUCUUUUCGAGCAGGAUUUAUGUACUUUCUAUUGAAAGUAGGUGUUUACAGCAGUCCCACAAUGCUUUUUCACCCACUUCCUCAAUUUGGGGUCCAGCCAUUCUCUGGGUUUUGACCUAGGCCUGUUCAGACACGAGAGAACGUAACAUUAAGGAUGCGAACAUCCAAACAGUAAACUGAAUGGGUCUUCCACU
This is a messenger RNA of Solea senegalensis (Senegalese sole), 6977 nucleotides long. RefSeq names its product HMG box transcription factor BBX. Gene Ontology annotation, cellular component: nucleus. Gene Ontology annotation, biological process: regulation of transcription by RNA polymerase II. Lineage: Eukaryota; Metazoa; Chordata; Actinopteri; Pleuronectiformes; Soleidae. The transcript has 16 exons. The record is from RefSeq and is a predicted model, not a curated record. The coding region runs from base 455 to 3064 and encodes 869 amino acids. Gene Ontology annotation, molecular function: DNA-binding transcription factor activity, RNA polymerase II-specific; RNA polymerase II transcription regulatory region sequence-specific DNA binding.